Messenger RNA from Ordospora colligata OC4, 501 nucleotides. RefSeq lists its product as uncharacterized. Lineage: Eukaryota; Fungi; Microsporidia; Ordosporidae. Bases 1 to 501 code for a protein of 166 amino acids. The transcript has a single exon. The record is from RefSeq and is a predicted model, not a curated record.
AUGAAGUCUCGCAUUAUAUUGAAUGCAGCAGGGUGUCUGAUAAUAAUAAUACUCUUAGUAGUAUUAAUAGUAAAAUAUGUAUUUUCCAUCGAUGUUAGUGAAACUAUGAUAGCAUCUGUACUUAUACAGAUUGCAUCAAUCGCAGUAAUAGUCGGAUUUUGUUUUUGGGCAGUUAAAAAACACUUGAGCAUAUGCGAUUCUAAAAAGUUAAGUACUGAGUCAAAAUUUGAUACUACUAUGCUAAUAUUGUGCACAAUAUCGACGAUUCUAUUAAUGAUUAUCUAUACUAUUGGCAAAAGUGAUUUGUGUAUGUUUAUGGCAAUGUCUUUACUUAUAGUGAUAGCAAUGAUGAAUAUUAUAGCAGAUCAGCCAUCCAAAAUAUUUCAAAUUAUGCUGGUAAUUGGUAUGCUGAUAAUACGCAUUUUGCAGAUUGGAUAUUUAGCAUACGACGAAGCAUGUACAAAAAUGUUUCAUAUGAAACUUGAUAAAUCAUCAUCAUAA